GCGUUUAAUCUCGAACCCAGUUGACAGUGUGCAACUGGCGUUGGUGUGUGUAGAGGUGCAAAGAACAGGCGCAUCUGUUUGUUUCUUUGCGGAGCACCAUGUCGGACCGGAGACGGCGGAACGUGUCGGACCUGGGUCCGCCUCCGCGAUGGCUCAACUGCCCCAGAAAGGGAGACCUUGUAGCAGAGAAGUUCUUGCCGUUCAAGACUCCGCUGAGCGGCGUCUACGACUCCCAGGUGCCGGAAGCUAACCGAUUCUACCCUUCCAUGCUGCUGGCAUCGUUGGCGAGAUACAAGGUGAAGCUGGGCCUCUGGAUCGACCUGACCAACACGGGCCGGUUCUACGACAGGAAGGAAGUGGAAGAAUGUGGCGUCAAGUACCUCAAGCUGCAGUGCAGGGGGCACGGCGAGUGUCCUUCCGUGGAACAGACGCAGACAUUCAUCCAGCUCUGUCAAAACUUCAUAUCCCAGAACCCGCUGGAAGUCAUAGGUGUCCACUGCACGCACGGCUUCAACAGGACGGGCUUCCUGAUUGCCGCAUACCUGGUCGAGAACAUGUCUUGGGGGGUGGAAGCUGCCGUGCAAGCGGUGUCAGUGGCCAGGCCUCCCGGCAUCUACAAGGGGGACUACCUGCUCGAGCUGUUCAAGCGCUACGGAGACAUGGCCGAAACCCCACCCCCUCCGCCGCGACCGGCCUGGUGCGACGAGGAAGACGAUGAUGUGGACGACGACGGCAACGCCUUGGGGGCGGACGACGGAGGCACCGACAGUCCCAUCCACACCAAGCGGCGGAAGGAGUUCAACAAGAAGAACCCAACCUUCAUGGAGGGCGUCCCGGGCAUUCAGCCAAUCACGACGCAGCCCAAGCUGGUCCAGAUACAGAGGCGGUGUCAGCACAUGUGUCACUGGGAGAGCUCCGGCUUUCCGGGCAGCCAGCCGGUCUCCAUGGACAAUUCCAACCUGCAGAUGUUGAAGCACAAGCCGUACAAAGUCAGUUGGAAAGCGGACGGGACGAGGUACAUGAUGCUGAUCGACGGAGAGAACGAGGUGUACUUCGUCGACCGGGACAACUGCGUCUUCCAGGCGUCGGGGCUUUGGUUUCCGCGGCGGAAGGAGCCCGGAAGCCACAUCCAGAACACCCUCGUGGACGGGGAGAUGAUCAUCGACAAGGCGGAAGGCAAGGACGUGCCGCGCUACCUCAUCUACGACAUUGUCCGGAUCGAGGUGAGGCUCCCUGGGGGGUUGGGGAGGGGUCUGACGGACUGGGACGUUGCAGGGGCAGGAGGUGGGCAAGACGGACUUCAACGUACGCCUCAUCUGCAUCUCGAAGGAGAUCUGCGAGCCCCGCAAGCGGGCCAUGAAGGAGGGCCGCAUCGACCGCAGCAAGGAGCCCUUUGGGGUGCGACAGAAGGACUUCUGGGACCUCACCUGCACCGAGUCGCUUCUGAGCGAGAAGUUCUCCCAGAAGAUGUCUCACGAAGUAGACGGCCUCAUCUUUCAACCCAUACCCGACCCGUACAUCUGCGGGCAAAGCCUCAACGUGCUCAAGUGGAAACCGCCGCACCUCAACUCCGUGGAUUUCCGGCUCAAGAUCUUCAAGGAGAGCGGUCAAGGCCUGGUGCCCAAACAGGUUGGUCAACUGUUUGUCGGCGGAUUCGACCAGCCUUUGGGAAGUAUCAAGGUAACCAAGGCAAUCAAGGCCCUGGACAACAAGAUCCUGGAGUGCAAGUGGGACAAGAACCAGUGGGUGUUGCUGCGGGAGCGGACGGACAAGUCCUUCCCCAACAGCUACAGCACGGCCAUGGGUGUCCUGCAGAGCAUCAGCAAACCGGUGACCAAGGAGAUCCUCUUGGAGUUCAUCCAGAAGGAGCGGUGGCAGCCCCCUCACAGGGGGCCCCCCUCCGUCGACAGCCAGCUCAUGCCACCCCCCAAGAUGGCUCGAUGAACGCUCUUUCGGGACGUAUUUAUUUCGCCUCAGUCGGUUUGCGGAGAGCCGGAAUCGGGACAGACCUUUGCUCGUCAAAAACUGCCCGUACAAAUUGAGCUCGGUUUGGAUGGCGAGUGAGCCUCGUCCAUGUUCACCAUAGAGUGUAAAAUCUCUUAUCUGCAGCUCGUGGAAUGGUUUUCACGAUGUGCUUUCGGAAGAUUGCCUCCGUGUUCCUAUCAAAAUGACCGGACCGGUUGCAGAUGGACGAAACUCGCAGACGGCAACGUACGCUCGGCGACAUUUAUGUUUUAUCCGAGUUGGUUCGGCCUCAGAGAUUCCACCUCUUUUUAUUUUUGUCGGAGUGGUCGUCUUUUUUCUGAAGUGGUGUCGUCUCGCGUCGGGCGGCUAGUUCCCACGGGCUCUAGAUUUGGGCCGUCGGCGCUACGAUAUUUUUUCUCGAACCGGCUUUGCCGCCGGUUCUAUGGGCAGUUGGGGAACUGCCGUGGAACCUCCCUUCCGCUUGUUCUUCGUUUGUGAAAGGUACAUUUUUUAAUUAAGGUGUAAAUAGCUCGUUGGGAGUGUGUACAGAGUUGACGAGUGAACCGUGUACCGGCUUCAGACAGUGGCCGAAACCUCGGAGGUUUUUCGUGUGUACAAAGUUGCCUAGUAAAACAGCCUUCUCUCUCAGCAGGAA
This is a messenger RNA of Ixodes scapularis (black-legged tick), 2620 nucleotides long. RefSeq names its product mRNA-capping enzyme (gene mRNA-cap). The record is from RefSeq and is a predicted model, not a curated record. Bases 99 to 2042 code for a protein of 647 amino acids. Gene Ontology annotation, biological process: 7-methylguanosine mRNA capping; protein dephosphorylation. The transcript has 18 exons. NCBI's taxonomy places the organism in Eukaryota, Metazoa, Arthropoda, Arachnida, Ixodida, Ixodidae. Gene Ontology annotation, molecular function: mRNA 5'-triphosphate monophosphatase activity; ATP binding; mRNA guanylyltransferase activity.